CACCGACCGAAGGAAGGAAAAUAGAAAAAAGGGAAUGGUGUGCAUGCUGUUCCUCAACUCACCUAUAAACCUCAUUCCCUCCUUUUCCAAAUUUUCUUCAAAACCCUAACAAAAACUGCUUUCUUCCGAUUCCACGCUUUUCCUCUCCCUCCCUUUCUUUUUCUCUCCCACUAUUUCACUUUACCUUUCAAAUUCCUUCCCAAUCCAUGCUCCUCUAAUGAUUCUCGAUUUCAAUAGUCUCGUAUUCUAUUCUCCCUGUCCGAAUUUCGAUGGAAUUUUGUUACCUUCUUUCACGUAAAUCACUUAGUGCAUUGCUCGUUUCGUGAUGGAGGACAAUGAACUAGUUGAUGAUCAGAACACAGGAUGGUUCCAAGUCAAAAAGAAGCACAGAAAUACUUCGAAAUUCUCUUUGCAGAGCUGGGUGGGGGGAUUUUCGGGGCAAAAUGCUUCUAACUCUCCGCGUACUCAGCAUUCCAUGAUUAAAAGUAAUGUCAAUUCACAUAGCCAGCAGAAAACUCAACUUUCAAGGUCAGGGGGCAAUUUUUCACAGAACCCUGUGCCUGGGACUGUUGCGAGUUCUCCCUCCGGAUCCAAUGAAAAAGAGGGCACCAACUAUGUUAAUACAAGUGUAGUUAGACAUAAUACUGAAUGUCAGAAGUCAAAUGCAUUACUUCCUAUGGAUUCUCAAGGUAAACUUGAAGAAGUUAGGAAAUUACACCAAACGGAUAAGCCUGACUUAGCUCAGAAAACAAGAUGGGGUGAUUUAGAGGAAGGAGUUUUGGCACUGCCCCAUGAAAACUUGAUUGGAGUUGGAAUCAAGUUUGGCAGUAUUGGAGAUGAUAGUUUGCUUAACUGUAGAAAUCAUGGGAAUAAUCCUGAUCCUUGUGGUUCAUAUAAUGUUCAAGAAAAAGACAUGACAGCAACUACUGUUGACGCAGAGGCUUUUUCUGAUCAGAUCCUUUCGAUGAGAUGUGAAGACGAAAAUAUUCUGGAGAAUGGUAAAGAUGUUAAGAACAUAUCUUUGGAACAUUUGAAAAACCAACAAAUGAACGAGGAAAGAAUUGAUCCAGAAGAUGAUAUACUACAUUGCAAUAAGAAAAAUGAUGAAGUGAAUAAAACAACGACUGAUGGUGCCAUUAACAAUGAUAUUUUGUCUGCCAAUGAUGCUGCAGUGGUUGCAAAUCAAGAACAUACCUUGAGCAAUGUGGUAGGUGAUGUAAAAGUUUCUGAAGCGGCAGAACAAAAUGGAAGCUUAAGUGAAGCAUUUAGUGCCCUGGGUACCGAGUCACAAGUUUCUGAAAUUGUCAAUGAUUCUGUGGCUUCUGCUGAAGUGGUUAGGGAUCCACACGAUGGUAAUGAGGAAAAUGUUGUUUCAACAUCUCAUAAUAUGAGUCCUCUUGAAGAAGGUGAUUCCAAUGAAAGCAAAGAAAGGUUUAGGCAGAGGCUUUGGUGCUUUCUGUUUGAGAAUCUUAAUAGGUCUGUAGAUGAACUUUAUCUUCUUUGUGAACUAGAAUGUGAUUUGGAGCAGAUGAAAGAGGCAAUUCUUGUUCUUGAGGAGUCUGCAUCUGAUUUUAGAGAGCUAAUUACUAGAGUUGAGGAAUUUGAAAAGGUUAAAAAAUCUUCCCAAAUAAUUGAUGGAGUUCCUGUCAUCUUGAAGAGUGAUCACCGCAGGCCACACGCUCUCUCAUGGGAGGUCCGAAGGAUGACAACUUCACCUCAUAGGGCAGAUAUUCUAUCUUCAUCUCUUGAGGCUUUUAGAAAGAUUCAGCUAGAGCGUGCUAGCUUGCAAUCAGGUUCCACAGAAAAUGCCAUGUCUAAAUGUUUGAGUUCUGAAUCUAUUGGCAAUAAGAACAGGUCCAGGGUCAAUGAUGGAACACAUGAUGCCAAAUAUUCAGUGACAAAGUCAAGAAAGCAUGUUGGAUCAUCAGAUGCUAAACAAGGGAACCCGAAUGAAAAAAAGCAUAAUAUUGGAGGGGGAAAACCCAGUGACUCGAUUACAAUGCAAAAUGGAUGUAACCCACCAGAAAGUAUAUUAACUUCAGAAGUUAAGUUAUCUAAAUUACCUCCCAUGGAAAAUUCUUCUGCUUUUGCCACCACCAAGGGUAAAAAAGAUCACCUUGGAACUGGAUCUGACAAGAUGCUUUCUAAGAAAGAUAAAGUAUCUACAGAAGUUGUUAAUGAGAAAAACAUCAGAUCCACAGAUCACCUUAGGCGGCAAAUGCCACUGCCUGAAAAAGAUAAGGAAAAAAGGAGUAUCGCCCCAGGAAAGUCUUUGAAUGCUUGGAAGGAGAAGAGGAACUGGGAGGACAUACUUUCAUCUCCAUUUCGCGUCUCUUCCCGCAUGCCAUAUUCACCAAGUCUGGGCCGGAAAAGUGCCGAGCGUGUACGUACUCUGCAUGAUAAACUAAUGUCUCCUGAAAAAAAGAAGAAAACAACUUCAGACUUAAAAAGGGAAGCAGAAGAAAAGCAUGCCCGUGCUAUGAGAAUCAGAAGUGAGUUAGAGAAUGAGAGAGUCCAGAAGCUUCAACGUACAUCACAAAAAUUAAAUCGUGUCAACGAAUGGCAUGCUGUUCGCCAUAUGAAGUUGCGAGAAGGCAUGUAUGCCCGCCAUCAACGCAGUGAAUCUCGUCAUGAAGCUUUUCUAGCUCAAGUGGCGAAGAGAGCUGGUGAUGAAAGUAGCAAGGUAAAUGAAGUUCGGUUUAUUACUUCCUUAAAUGAAGAAAAUAAAAAAUUGAUGUUGCGUCAGAAACUUCAUGAAUCAGAGUUGAGGAGAGCUGAAAAGCUUCAAGUGCUAAAAUCUAAGCAAAAGGAGGAUUUGGCAAGAGAGGAAGCUGUUCUAGAACGUCGAAAACUCAUUGAGGCUGAAAAGUUACAGCGUCUUGCUGAGAUUCAGCGGAGAAAGGAGGAAGCUCAAGUCAGAAGGGAAGAGGAAAGAAAAGCAUCAAGUGCAGCACGGGAAGCAAGAGCUAUUGAACAGCUUCGCAGAAAGGAAGAAAGAGCGAAAGCACAACAAGAGGAAGCUGAACUCUUGGCUCAGAAAUUGGCAGAGAGACUAAAUGAAAGUGAACAACGCCGUAAGAUUUACCUGGAGCAAAUUCGGGAGAGAGCAAAUUUGCGGGAUCAGUCAUCUCCUUUGCUGCGUCGAUCGAUAAAUAAAGAGGGGCAAGCUAAAUCUACACCUUCCAACAGCGGUGAUGAUUCUCAACAGAAUAUUGUUUCUGGCAUUGGGACUAGUCUUGGAAUUGGGAGCAUCACAUUGCAACACUCAAUAAAGAGAAGAAUUAAGAGGAUUCGUCAAAGGCUUAUGGCUUUAAAGUAUGAGUUUCUUGAGCCCCUUCUUGGUGGUGAAAGUGCUAGCCUGGGAUAUAGAGUAGCAGUGGGUGCUGCUAGGGCAAAAGUUGGCAGGUGGCUUCAAGAACUUCAAAGACUUAGGCAAGCAAGAAAAGAAGGGGCCACAAGUAUAGGGCUAAUAAUUUCUGAAAUGAUCAAGUAUUUGGAGGGCAAGGAUCCUGAGUUACAAGCAUCUCGUCAAGCUGGACUACUUGAUUUUAUUGCUUCUGCCCUGCCUGCAUCUCACACAUCAAAACCUGAGGCAUGCCAGGUUAUGUUGCACUUGUUAAAACUCUUGAGAGUUGUGCUAUCUACACCUGCAAAUAGGAGUUAUUUCCUUGCACAGAAUCUUUUGCCUCCAAUCAUCCCGUUGCUUUCAGCAGCUCUUGAAAAUUAUAUAAAGAUUGCAGCAUCUUUAAGUAUUUCAGGCAAUUUCAGUGUGCCAUCAAGUAAAGCAUCAGUUGAGAACUUUGAAUCAAUUUCUGAGAUAUUAAAUAAUUUUUUGUGGACUGUUACUGCUAUUUUUGGUCAUAUAAGCUCAGAAGAAAGACAACUUCAGAUGCGAGAUGGCUUGCUGGAGUUAUUGAUUUCCUAUCAAGUGAUUCAUCGGUUAAGAGAUCUUUUUGCUCUUCAUGAUAGGCCACAGAUGGAAGGGUCAGCAUUUCCUGUCCCUAUUCUCUUAAGCAUACAACUUUUGGUUGUUUUGACCUCCGGAUCUGGAAGAUUGAGUUAUAUUAACUGGGAAUCUUCCCCUGUGGCAAUGGAGCAGGAAAUUGGUAGUGAAGGGGCUAAGUUUGCAGAUUCUGCACAUUUUGUGGUGAAUAACUCCUGGGGAGAUUACACUCCCUUAUCAGUGAUUAAUGCCAGCUCAGUUGUGCAUUUACCUGAUGUCCCCGAGGACAGACCAUUGGAUGAAAUGGUUAAGGUGAACAAGAAUGAUGAAUCUAUUUCUAUUGGGAAGGAUUGUGAAUUGGAGCAAGAUAGUUCUGUUAAAUUGAAAAAUGAUGAUACGGAAAAGAUAGAUGAUCUAGAUGAUUCCAAGAAAUAUCAAAAUGGGGAUAUUACUAAUAUGCCUGUUUUCCAAAAGGAUGAGAAACAUACAGUGGUAAAUGUUACAGUACAGAAAAACGAAAAAGUAUCAAAUUUGGCUCAGCCAGUAGUAUUUCUUCUUUCAGCUAUUUCUGAAACAGGAUUAGUCAGUCUCCCUUCUCUUUUGACUGCUGUUCUUUUGCAAGCAAACAAUAGAUCAUCUUCUGAACAAGCCUCAUUUAUCCUUCCAUCUAAUUUUGAAGAGGUGGCUACUGGAGUACUGAAGGUGCUGAACAAUGUGGCUCUUUUGGAUCUUGUAUUUUUGCAGCGAAUGCUGGCAAGGCCAGAUCUGAAAAUGGAAAUUUUCCAUUUGAUGAGCUUCCUUCUUUCUCAUUGUGCCAGCAAGUGGAAAGCUCCUAAUGAUCAGGUUGGUUCACUUGUGCUUGAAUCUCUAUCACUUCUUGGUCACUUUGCGUUGUUUCAUCCUGGAAAUCAAGCUGUCCUUCGAUGGGGAAAGAGUCCCACUAUCCUCCAUAAGGUUUGUGAUCUGCCAUUCGUUUUCUUCAGCGACCCGGAUUUGAUGCCAAUCUUGGCUGGCACAUUAGUUGCCGCAUGCUACGGGUGUGAGCAGAACAAGUUUGUAGUUCAGCAAGAACUGAGUGUUGACAUGCUACUUUCCUUGCUAAGGUCUUGCAGAAAUGCUGCGUCUGCAACUCAGCUUAAUUCAACCAUAGACAAUUCCACAACAGACGAAUCUAGUGAAUGUAAUCAAUUAGGUACUGAAAUUAGAAAGCCUCAAGUGGACGUUCCUGUAAAAUACAGCCGUUCCAAUGGCAAAAGCACUCGGGCUUCCUUGGGGAAGAGUGGUGCUUUGGGAAAUAACGUAAAAAGUGGCAGAAUAAAAAACUUACGGGACGGCAAAACAACCAAGAUUCCUGAAGAAGCGGCUCCUAAGAACAGUGAGCCUUCGCACUUAAUGUUGCACUGUAGAUUUCCUCCCAUCUUCAUCGAUAAGGUAGAGCAGUUCUUUUCAGCGGAAAUUGCUAACGGGAUUGAUGAACUCUGAGGUUAAACAUUGUGAAUUCAUUUUGAUCGAUAAUUCACGGAACUUGACGCGUUAACUGAUUAUGUUUCUUUAUACACGUUUCACACUUCUAAUCCACGGAACAUCCGAAAAGCUGACGUGUCUCUGAAGAUUAACCUGUCCGAGUUAUACAUCAAAGCUUGUUUUUAGGCAAUGCCAAAAAUAUUGUACUUUAUGUGAAAUAAUAUAUUUCGUAGUACGGGUGGAGCAUUCUUGUAAUAUAUAAACGAUAGAGAAGUGGCUUAUGAUAAUAGCCACCGUUACCACUACUGUAAUUAUAGCCGAUAUGUUUCGGGGUGUAACAACCCCAGCUAUCAAUUUGUCUUAUUGACUUCAAGCCUACUGAAUUAUCGAUCUUU
Messenger RNA from Cajanus cajan (pigeon pea), 5802 nucleotides. RefSeq lists its product as uncharacterized. The record is from RefSeq and is a predicted model, not a curated record. NCBI's taxonomy places the organism in Eukaryota, Viridiplantae, Streptophyta, Magnoliopsida, Fabales, Fabaceae.